Messenger RNA from Macadamia integrifolia, 1104 nucleotides. RefSeq lists its product as uncharacterized. The coding region runs from base 14 to 916 and encodes 300 amino acids. The transcript has a single exon. NCBI's taxonomy places the organism in Eukaryota, Viridiplantae, Streptophyta, Magnoliopsida, Proteales, Proteaceae. The record is from RefSeq and is a predicted model, not a curated record.
AGGACCAUCACCUAUGGCUAUCCCUAUUUCUGUCCCCAUCCUUACUGGCUCAAACUUCUUGGAUUGGCAUGAGGAGUUGAUAUACUAUCUGACUGCUGACAAUCAUGACUAUUGUUUGUGCAAUAAGAAGCCAGCUGAUCUCAUUGAUAAGAGUAUCAUAGAUGAGAUCAGUCUUCAUGAGAAGUGGACCCGAUCAAACCAGUUGUCCCUUUUGUUUAUCAAGAAAACAAUUAGAAAGUUUAUCAAAGGAUCGAUCCCCGACUCUACUGAUGCAAAGACAUAUCUGGCAUCUAUUGAAAAGUGGUUCUCUACUUUAGAUAAGUCUCUUACAGACACACUUAUGGCCAAAUUAGUGAACAUGAAAUAUAAUGAUAGCAGUGCCAUAGCUGAUCAUAUCUAUGGAAUGACAAAUUUAUCUGCACAACUGGCAAAGAUGGACCAAAUACUGAAUGAACCUUUCCUAGUUGGGUUGAUCAUUCAAUCUCUUCCUCAGAAGUUUAAACCAUUCAAGAUCCACUAUAACACAAAUAAAGAUAAAUGGGAUCUGAAUGAGCUUCAGAGCAAGUGUGUUCAGGAGGAACAAAGAUUGAAGCAAGCAGGAGGACAAAUGGCUAACAUGGUUUCACAUAAAUGUAAAAAGGGAAAGAACUUCAAAGUUGCACCAAAGAAGCAAACAUCCAAUCCACCUACUGACAACAAGAAUUCUGGCAAAGUGAAAUGCUUCUUCUGCAAGAAGGAGGGACAUCUUCGUAAGGACUAUCAGAAACAUCGAGCCUGGUUCAAAAAGAAGGGUAAUAAUUCUAUCCUAGUUUGUUUUCAAAUCAAUCUUGUUGAUGUUCCUUGUAAUACAUGGAGGAUUGAUUCUGGUGCAACUGUACAUAUAAAGAAUUCUAUACAGGGAUUCCUUUCAACUUAGAGCCCAAGUCCUAGUGAGAGUAUUGUCUACAUGAGGAAUCAGAUGGAGUUUGAAGUUCGAGCAAUCGGCACUUGCAGACUCAUAAUGGAUACUAGAUACUUGCUGGACUUAUUGGAUGCUUUCUAUAUCUCCUCUAUUUCUAGAAAUCUUAUUUUUUUUAUCAAAACUUGAUUCUGAGGUUUAUGACU